AUGGCUGAUGAAUUGUGCAAUGAUGAAGCUCUGACAAGUGUUGAAAAUAUGUACCAAGUGACUAUGUUAGAAAUCAUUGACAUAGUGAUUACAGAACUUAGUGACAGAUUUGAAUCUUUGAAUAAUGUAAACAGUAUGUUUGGGUUUUUGAGUGGUGUUAAAAUUGAAGAAAUGCAGACAGCAGAUCUAAAAAUUAAAGCCGAAAAUUUGGCAAAUAUAUACUCAGCUGAUCUCAACAUUGAUGAAUUCAUGUUUGAAAUAGAAAGUUUUAAGCAUCACGCUUUGACAGUUGACAAAAAAAUGUCAAAUAAAUACAUAUACACAAACACAUGCUCACACGUACAUCAUUCUAUGAAUACUGUCAUGUCUCAUAUAGUACCUAAAGGUGACAGUAUAGUCACAACAGAGACUGAAAAAUUCGCAUACUAA
Helobdella robusta is the source of this 429-nucleotide messenger RNA. RefSeq lists its product as hypothetical. NCBI's taxonomy places the organism in Eukaryota, Metazoa, Annelida, Clitellata, Rhynchobdellida, Glossiphoniidae. The transcript is spliced from 2 exons. The coding region runs from base 1 to 429 and encodes 142 amino acids. The record is from RefSeq and is a predicted model, not a curated record.